AUGAAGCUAAUGUCGGCAAAGUGUGACGGCGGUAAGCCCCAAUGCUCCAGCUGCAUGAACAAGCACCGCGAAUGUCGAUACCAGGCCGUAGACAAGAGAAAACUCCCACUCCGCGUUGCCAUAGAGCUUCUAUCAAGCAGAGUUGAACAGCUCUGUCUCUUCAUCCACGAAAGUGGAUUGGAGGCCCCGCCCAUGCCACAAGAAAAGGACACUGCUUUGGCUAAAGUCCUUGAUGUUCUUGGCUUAACUGAAGUUCAUUCAGCCGCAAGAUACAAUCGAACUAACAGCAAAUCCCCCAAUCCCAAUUCCCCAUCCGCAAGCGAUGAUCUGCCUUCUGAGGCACCGAAUUCUAUGCCGUUCUCAGCUCCUGGUGUAGAAAAUGAUCUAAAUACUUGGGCUCAGACCUCGAGAUCACCGGACAACGCAUCGCAAAAUUCUCGGUCGAGUUUUACAAUGCUUUCGGACCCUCACGCCAUUUCGACACUGCCCAUGGCCCUUGACACUGGGAUCUCCAUUGCAGAACAGUAUCCACCAACUGAUGAUCACUCUGAUAAUUUAUUGGCCAAUUGGGACUGGACCUUGGACUUUGAGACAUGCAUUACGCCCCCAUCUCCAGACAUCGGAGACAUUGGCGUAGAACCACUACAGCCGCCAGGGAAACCAUUGGAUAGGGUACCUGAGCCCUUUGAGUCCGCCGUCAUUCAAAGCCCACCCAGCCUCGACAAUGAUUCCAGGAGCACGGAAGAAAUUGAAGACCUUAUCGACGAGAUUUCUGAUCGGAUGGGCACAUUGCGCUUUGGUCCUGGAGGAAGAGCUCGCUUCUAUGGCCCGACAUCGACUUUCAACCUUGCCGAUGCUCCAGUAACUAUCAACACUCGGACACACCGUACCGUCGAUCAUUUCGAUGACGCAGAAUAUGAUAGACAAGUCCCAUUAUCUCUCGAGGAGCAUCUUCUUAAUCUCUAUUUUGCCUGGCAAGAUCCAUCGUUCCACGUCGUCGACCGAGAAUUGUUCGAAAAGGGAAAGACAGCGUGGGAUGGGAAAGAAGAGACCCCGUUCUAUUCUGAGGCACUCUGCUAUGCAAUGUGUUCUCUCGGCGCUGUUUUUGAGACCCGUUAUCAUCCAUCCUUUGUGACGUUCCCGAAGUCUCUCGGUGAAUUCUUUGGGGACCGUGCAAAGGAACUGCUUGAAAUUGAAUUAGACUCUCCAUGCGUGGCAACAGUCCAAGCACUAGUCAUCUUGAGCAGCCAUGAAAUCGGUAUAGGCUCAGAUACACGUGGAUGGCUCUACAGUGGGAUGGCCCUUCGGCUUGCUUUUGAUCUUGCCUUGCAUAUAGAUCUUUCUUCCUAUGUUGCUCGUGGAUCUGUUACCGCUGCAGACGCCGAGCUGCGUCGAACCGUUUUUUGGGCUGCGUAUAUGGUAGACCACCUGGUCGGAUUCUACCUUGGUAGACCUUUCUACACCAACAUGGAGGAUGUUACAGUCAAAAAACCCAAUAAUGACGUCGACUAUCGAGAACCUUGCAAAUGGACGCCCUACGCAUCUCCCAUCCCAUUUGACAAUGAUUCCGGGUUAUUUGACUGUGUGGGGGCUGUCAGUGAACAGGAAGUCUCCCUAUGUGAACUUAUGGCACCCUGCGGCUAUUUUCUGUAUGGGACGUCAGGUAUUCCAAGAGCCUUGCUUCAACAGCUCAAUGCAAAUAAUGUUGCCAAGCUUCUCAGUUGGAAAGCUCAGUUGCCUUCAGUUUUACAGAUCGACCUUAACGAUCACAGUUCUCCUUAUCUUCCACAUGUGUUGCUACUUCACAUGCAAUAUUACCAGAAUCUCAUCUACAGUCAUCGACCCUGGAUGUCAAAAGGCUACCUGCAACCACAACCUCCGAAGGGACCUGGGUUCACUCACGCUCGAGAAAUGUGCAUUAAUUCCGCCAUCUCCAUUGCCAAAAUCCUUGUAUUGUACGAGACCAGAUAUACCCUCCGCCGCAUAAACAUUAAAGCAGUCUCAAUUACAUCCUCCGCCGUGCUACUACUUCUCUUCGCUGCCGUUUCCCAGUACCAAACUGAAGAGAACGAGAAUAUCAUCGCUCAUCUGAGUACCUGCUUCAGGGCCCUUGAUGAGUUCUCUCUAUCCUGGCAAAGUGCCAAUCGUGCUAAAGACCUUCUGGUAAGGCUACAGCACAAAUGGGAGAUUCGUACCCGUGCUACUAAGCCGGACCGUGGACCCGAUGGGGCUGGUUACCCCCCCAGAAAGCGAUCACGAACACUUAAUGGAUCUGACUCCAUAAUCCCGAAUAAUGGAAGGUCUUUAAGCACACAGCAUGAGACGCGCGAUUUCCAACUCGAGUCUGGGUUGGGCUGGAUGCUCAUGCUCAGUGGUCAGCUUCCGUCGGAUGGGGAUGAAGAUCUCUAUUCCUUUGUUGCAAAUGCAGACACUAAGGAACGCCCAUACGAAUGCAAUAUCUGCCACAAGCGUUUCUCUCGAAGCGACGUCUUGAGCCGACAUGCCAAGGGCCACAAUCAAGCCAAUGCGACAGCCGGUCCAUCGGAAGCGUCAAAUCGACAGUCAUCAGUAACCGCGGAUGCAUCAAUGAUUCCCGGACCAGGAAAUGGUUUUAUCGGUGCAGAAGCACAGAUUCCACCUCUGUCUACUACUUCGCGAGAUGCGCAUCUCGCAUCAACUGGGCUCCCAUCAUCACUAGAUUACCUAGCUGACAUUUCAGCUCACCAUGGCCGCACCGAACCAGAUCUCAAUAUGAUGAUGAUUGAUGACCAGCAGCAGUACUUUGGAUGGAAUGCAGUCACAUCGGCAGAUCAUGUGUCGCACCGAGCUGGCUCGGCCUUCGACCCUGGGCCAAAAGACAUGCUACAAAUGUGGCUUGAACCACGCACAGCUUCGGCGUCAAUUGACUCACUAGAUCUGAUGCGCGAUAGCCAUUUCCCUUUGAUCGGUGACAAUUUGAAUCUUACUUCAGGCCAGCAGAAUCGACAUUCAGGCGACAGCAGCGAUAGCAUUCCUAAUGAACGCUUCGCUAGAGUUCAGCAGUGCUGGCUAGCACCACCGAAUACCGGGCGUCUUAUAAACAGUUUAUGGCGGGAUAUCGUCAUGUCACCGGUUGAUAAUAUCUUCUCUGUUCAGUCAUUACACCCUUCCAAUGAGGCAAGUGCUGUUGAAGGAUCCCGGUAUGGAUUCGACGAGAAUUGCAGACGGCGCCUGUAUGCGGCUUUUGGACCGAUGACUCUUUCUGUGCAUAUGCAGUCACCCCCAGAUAGGAAUAUUCCUCCAGCCACGCCUGUCUCGACAUUGAAUUACUCUGAUUUCCCCCCUGCUGAGAUUUUGGAUAUGGCACUAGAUUUAUUUUUCCGCAUCUUUAAUCCCCUCUUGCCAUUUGUCCAUCUACCGACCUUUUCGGCAAAUAAGGUGCGACCAUCUCUGCUAUAUGUUAUGACGCUGGUUGGCAUGACAUUACUUGGCACGAAAGGAACAACUGCGUUUGUGUCCAGAAAUUUCUCAGGCACUUUGGACAAGGUAACAGCUGAAUUUUCCCGAUGCUCAAUGGGACUUGAGAGCGCUUCUGGCACCGUGACAUUGUUUGCGACAGUUUUGCUCUUAUUAAACCUGGCUGGCUUGACCGGGGAAAAAGUACAUCUGGAACAGUGUCAACCUCUUUAUAUCAAUGUCAUGUCUGUCGCCCAAAGACAUGGUUUGUUUUCAGCCACCGAAGGACAGAUUCUUGACAUGACUUUGUUCGAAACGGUUCCUGAUAAUGAAAUGAGAUGGAAAGCCUGGAGCAAGAUCGAAUCAACUAAGAGAAUAAUCAUUGGAUUACUGCUCCUAGACUCUUGGUACUCCUCGUUCCUCUCAACGGGUCCAAUCACAGUCCCAGACUCAAUCCAACUCAUCCUCCCCUGCAGCGAAGCUCUCUUCAACGCCCACUCCUCCAUCCAAUGGAAACACCUAAUCCGUGGCGGAAAGCGCAUUCUCUCAUCAACAAUCCUCGCCCCAUCCGAAAACAUCAACAUCCCCACCCUAGAAGCUCCCGCAGAUGACUUCUGUAUACAAGCAAUACUAGCAAUAGUUCAGCUCCGCCAGUCAGAAGCCUACCACCGCCUCCUCUCCAAUAGAGCCAGCUACCCCUUUGCUCCAUGUCACACCUACGCCAUGGACGGCCGAGCCAGGUGCCUCCCCUCCCUCCAAUCCCAGCUCAUCACAAACUACGGCGAAACCCUCGAUCGCCUCAAUCCUAAUGCUCUCAUUACGUGGCACAACAUUUGCAUGACUCUGACCGCCGAUAUCCAAAUAUUCGACCUUGCAGCUGGCCGUGCAGGCCCAAAUCCUGCCCGCAAGGCCCUUGACGAUAUCCGUGAAUGGUCGCAGACACCUGCCGCCAGACGCGCGUGUCUGCACGCUGCACACAUUUACAAAGUCAUGACAAACCGCAAAGCUUCUGACCAUCCCACCUUCCAAUCUAUGUUUUCGCUCUUUUCGGCUGGAUUAGUGCUCGGUCUGUAUACGUUCAUGGUUCCGGCUUCUACUAGUUCGCCGUCUAGUGUCGGGUCUGUGGAGUUGAUGGAUGAUGUCGACUGGAGAUCAGUGGGAACGGAGGGAUUCACUAGUUUCAUGGAGCCUAGGGGAAGUCAGACUCUCGCGCCGACGGAUGAUCCCGCUGUUAACUUCAUUCGCAACGGGGCUACCAUCUACUUGCGAGGACUGCCGUUCCACGGUGGGUAUCAGUUUGCGCGUCGAAUCCUGCUUGAUUAUGCAUCUCUUCUCAAGGACUCUGGGAAGUGGAGUGUCAAAAAGUUCUCGUAUAUUUUAUACAUAAUGAGUGAUGUUCUUAUGGACGUCGAAUGA
Penicillium psychrosexuale is the source of this 4851-nucleotide messenger RNA. RefSeq lists its product as uncharacterized. Gene Ontology annotation, molecular function: zinc ion binding; DNA binding; DNA-binding transcription factor activity, RNA polymerase II-specific. Lineage: Eukaryota; Fungi; Ascomycota; Eurotiomycetes; Eurotiales; Aspergillaceae. The record is from RefSeq and is a predicted model, not a curated record. Gene Ontology annotation, biological process: regulation of DNA-templated transcription; DNA-templated transcription. The transcript has 13 exons. The coding region runs from base 1 to 4851 and encodes 1616 amino acids.